AUGGAUGAUGCAUUGCCGGAUGAUGAUGUCGCUGAUGAUAUGGAGCCGAACAUCAUUGCUGAUGACAGUGGUAAUGACAUAGCAGCGGGUGGUCCAGCUGGGGUUGGCGGUGGUUCCAGCUCAGGGGCUCAACAGUACCCCCCGCACUUUUCAUCUCUGGACUUGGAUGCGAUGAGACAGGAGGGGGUUCUUGGGAAACCUAUUAGAUUUGAUGCUAGUGAUACCCAGGGUACCGGAGGUCUAUCAGAGUUUCAAGUUGGUCAGCGGUUUCAGGAUAAAGAGGAGGCUGUGUUAAGUGUGAAGACGGGUAUUUGGGAGGUAAAAUGGUAUAACGGUCCUCAUACUUGUCUAGCCACAUCGAUCUCGAGCGAUCACAGGAGUCUUGAUUAUCACGUGAUCUUGGCAUUCAUCAUGCCAAUGAUUAGAGCUGAUGCAUCCAUUUGUAUCAAGGUACUUCUGAAUGCGACAGAGGCACAUUUCAGGUUUAGGCCGGCUUAUAAGAGGGUUUGGUUGGCUAAGCAGAAGGCCAUGGCACAAAUUUACAGAGAUUGGGAUGAGUCAUACAACGAGCUGUCGCGGUGGGUGUUAGGUGUGCAGCUGACGAUGCCUGGUAGUGUUGCAGUGUUGAGGACGAGUGCUAUUCGUGUUGGUGGUCAGGUGGACGACUCGCAAGCCUAUUUUCAUCGACUUUUCUGGACAUUUCCACCGUUGCAUGCUCGAGUACAUCGGUAG
Messenger RNA from Arachis ipaensis, 732 nucleotides. Lineage: Eukaryota; Viridiplantae; Streptophyta; Magnoliopsida; Fabales; Fabaceae. The record is from RefSeq and is a predicted model, not a curated record.